AUAUAAAGCUGUGAUUGACGCCUGCUCCCUACAGCCAGACAUCGACAUCCUGCCGCACGGGGAUCAGACACAAAUCGGAGAAAGGGGGAUUAACCUGUCAGGCGGUCAGAAACAGCGGAUCAGCGUUGCCAGAGCUCUCUACCAGCAGACAAGAGUUGUUUUUCUGGACGACCCAUUCUCUGCCCUGGACAUUCACCUCAGUGACCAUCUCAUGCAGGAUGGGAUCCUCAAGAUGCUAAGAGACAACAAGACCACCACUGUCCUGGUCACACACAAGCUGCAGUACCUUCCUCAUGCUGACUGGAUCAUUGCCAUGAAGGAUGGGACAAUCCAGCGGGAGGGAACUCUGAAGGACAUCCAGACCUUGGACCCGGAGCUGUAUGAGCAUUGGAAGACGCUGAUGAAUCGCCAGGACCAGGAGUUGGAGAAGGAAAUCACAGAGACAAAGACUCCAGUGGAGAGGAAGACCAUCAAUAGACCCGUGUUCUCACGGGAGACACUUCUGGGAGAUGAUGAGGAAGAUGAAGACGAGGUUUCAGAGAGCGAUGAUGACGAUGACAAUAUGUCCUCCGUUCUGCACCAGAGGGCGAAGAUGCCGUGGAGGGCGUGUGGAAAAUACCUGAGCUCGGCCGGGAUCCUGCUCCUCCCGGUCCUGGUCUUCUCGCAGCUCCUCAAGCACACACUCAUGGUUGCCAUUGACUACUGGCUGGCACAGUGGACUUCGGAUGCCAUUUUUAACACUUCGUCUCUAUGCACAGGGCAGACCCGCGGUUUCGACCACUCUCCGUACUCCAUGGUGUUCAGUGUUCUGUCCUGUCUGGCCAUCAUUAUGUGCCUUGCGACCUCCAUCGCUGUAGAGUGGACUGGACUGCGAGUCGCCAAGAAGCUGCACAACAGUCUCCUGAAUGCCACCAUCUUGGCGCCCAUGAGGUUUUUCGAGACGACUCCUCUGGGCAGCAUCCUGAACCGCUUCUCUGCAGACUUCAACACCAUAGAUCAGCAUAUCCCGGCCACCCUGGAGUGUCUGAGCCGCUCCACACUGCUGUGUGUGUCCGCACUGGCUGUCAUCUCCUACGUCACCCCCAUCUUCCUCAUCUCCUUGGUCCCCUUGGUCAUCACCUGCUACUUUAUUCAGAAGUAUUUCCGAGUGGCCGCCAGGGAUCUACAGCAGGUGGAGGACGGUACGCAGCUCCCCCUGCUGGCACACUUCUCCGAAACAGUGGAAGGACUGACCACCAUACGCGCCUUCAGGUACGAGGCAAGAUUCAGGCAGAAGCUCCUAGAACUCACAGACUCAAACAACAUUGCAUCUCUUUUCCUUACAGCAGCCAACCGAUGGCUGGAGGUGCGCAUGGAAUACAUCGGGGCGUGCGUGGUCCUGGUCGCUGCCGUGGCCUCCAUCACCUACUCUGUGCUACCAGCCGGUCAGGUUGGGCUCGGACUCACUUACGCUCUAAUGGUCUCUAACUACCUGAACUGGAUGGUGCGUAACCUGUCCGACAUGGAGAUCCAGCUGGGAGCGGUGAAGAGGAUUAACAGCCUCCUGAAGACCGAGCCGGAGAACUACAAGGGUCUCCUAUCCGCCUCCCAGAUCCCACAGAACUGGCCGGACCGAGGCGAAAUCCAGAUCCAGAACCUGAGCGUGCGCUACGACAGCUCCUUGAAACCAGUGCUGAAGCACGUGAACGCUCACAUCACCCCGGGACAGAAGAUCGGAAUUUGUGGGAGAACAGGCAGCGGGAAAUCCUCCUUCUCACUGGCGUUUUUCAGGAUGGUGGACACAUUCCAGGGGCGCAUUAUAAUUGAUGGGAUAGAUAUCGCUAAACUCCCGCUGCAGACAUUGCGCUCUCGCCUUUCCAUCAUUCUUCAGGAUCCGAUAUUAUUCAGCGGUAGUAUAAGAUUUAAUCUGGACCCGGAGAACAAAUGCACAGACUGCGUCCUGUGGGAGGCGCUGGAGAUCGCUCAGCUCAAACACGUGGUGAAGGCGCUACCUGGCGGACUGGACGCAGCGGUGACGGAGGGCGGAGAGAACUUCAGCGUGGGGCAGCGGCAGCUCUUCUGUCUGGCUCGCGCCUUUGUACGGAAGAGCAGCAUAUUAAUCAUGGACGAAGCCACUGCAUCUAUAGACAUGGCCACCGAAAACAUCUUACAGAAGGUGGUGAUGACAGCGUUUCACGAGCGGACGGUGGUCACUAUUGCGCACCGUGUUCACACUAUCCUGAAUGCAGACCAGGUGAUAGUCAUGAAGAGAGGCGCCAUCAUGGAGUACGACAAGCCGGAGGCGCUGCUGGAGCGGGAGGACAGUAUGUUCGCCUCUUACGUACAAGCCGAUAAAUAAGAAACUUCCAGAAGUGCAAUUCACAAAUCUUCUAGUUUUAUAAUUGUGUAAAUUACCUGUAAAUAAUAAGGAUUUCAUAAUAAAGAUCUUCACAUUGA
Hyla sarda is the source of this 2436-nucleotide messenger RNA. RefSeq names its product ATP-binding cassette sub-family C member 8-like. Gene Ontology annotation, biological process: potassium ion transport; transmembrane transport. Gene Ontology annotation, cellular component: membrane. The record is from RefSeq and is a predicted model, not a curated record. Gene Ontology annotation, molecular function: sulfonylurea receptor activity; ATP hydrolysis activity; ATP binding. NCBI's taxonomy places the organism in Eukaryota, Metazoa, Chordata, Amphibia, Anura, Hylidae.